UCGCUCUUCUGCCGUGGCGCAACCGCCCGCACUUACUCUAUCCCGUCGUCUCCGCCUCACAUAUCCGUUACACUCCCCCAAUCUAGUGCCCUCCGCCGCGGUGACUCCCGCAAUCUAGCGCCAUCUGCCAUGGUGACGCAUCGGAGGAGCUCGAAUCUGUCGCCGCCGCCGGCGUUUGUGUCCUCCCGCAAUCGAUCCGGCGUCGAGCGGCUUCGUGACGACGGGGUAUCCAAGCUGUGCGUGAACGGGCGACGGUCACGGAUAUCCCUCGAGAUCGGCUACGCGAGGUGCUGUUGGUCGGCGGCUUUCUGCAUCUGCAACAUCGUCGUCACCGGCGGCGUCGACUGUUCUUCUGCGGCCUAAGAGAAAAUGGUACGCAACGCGCAUGAUGAUGAUGCCGACGAUUUCAUGCCUGAUAGAAGGGACGAUGUGGAUGCUGGUAAACGUCCUCCGAAGAAGAAAAUCCCACGUAACAGGGGAUCGCAUGAGCGUCUAACGGAGCUCUACAAUGAAUUCAAUGAUGAUCAGAAGGCAGCUGUUGACACCAUGGGUAUGCGCACGCUCAUGAACCUACUUUGCACCAACUUGAAUAACAGCGUAUGCGACUGGCUUGGGAGGACAUACAAUCCCGCGUCCAAAGAAUUUGUCAUCCCCCGCCGUGGAAGGAUCCCUCUGGACGAGGACGCUGUUUACUGCACUCUAGGUGUCCCAAAUGGUGGAGUGGAUGUUCCCUACAAGGUGGACCGUGAAAUCCAGGACCGGCUUUUCCCUGAAAUGUUUCCGGGUAUGACUUCAAUGCCGCUCACCUCCGUUGCGGCCACUAUGCUUGCUGAGAUGGACAACAGUGGUGAAGAAUUCAAGAGGUUACUGCUAAUGUACCUCAUUUCAACUGUUUUUGCGCCGACGACGUCCACACACCUUAGUAGCAGAUGCUUUCCAGUACUUGCCAACAUAAGCAAUGUUGCCAAUAUGAACUGGUGCAAGUUCAUUGCUGGUUUCCUCCAUACCGCGCUUUCUAAAGGGAUAUACAACAAAGGGUGCCGUCUUCACCUCAUGCUUACGUAUCUUGAUAACCUUGACCUAAGCACUGUGAACCUGACCGCCGUUGGUGGCCUACCUGCACCACACAAGUUCGCUGCUUCUGCUUGGACCGACGCUGCCAUAAAGGCUGUUCUUGCUGCAGACGCAAAGCCUGAUGGAUCGUUCGGCAAACUGCAGGCUAGAUUUUCUUUCAUGCACUACUGA
Aegilops tauschii subsp. strangulata is the source of this 1245-nucleotide messenger RNA. RefSeq lists its product as uncharacterized. The record is from RefSeq and is a predicted model, not a curated record. Lineage: Eukaryota; Viridiplantae; Streptophyta; Magnoliopsida; Poales; Poaceae.